CUAACAAACUUCAAGGUGAUGCCGGAUGGCCUGUCACAUAAAAUCCUUAUCUGUGGAGAUGUUAAAGGGAGAGUCAGUGCACUUUGCUCAAGGGUUUCUAAGGUUAUGAAAGCUGCUGGACAGUUCGAUAUGAUGUUUUGUUUAGGAGACUUUUUUGGAACUCAAACUGAAGAAAUACAAAAGCUGAUCGAUGGAAGCUUAUCAGUUCCCCUUCCUACUUAUAUCGUGUCCCCAUACACAGAAAUCGCUCGAAAGUUUUGUCAGGUGGAAUCUGGUUGUGAGCUUUGCAGUAACCUCACGUAUUUGGGGUCCAAAGGUACAUACACAACGAUGAGUGGUCUACGUGUAGUAUACAUGGCUGAAUGGGAAUCUGAUUCCGACAACUGUAACCUGCCAUCUAGCUUACUCAGUGAGGCUCUUGCAGCAGAAGGCUACGGAUUUAUGGGUGUUGACCUCUUACUCACUUGUCAGUGGCCGAAAUAUGUUAAUAAGCUAACUACUUUUGAACUUCCUGACGGUUGUCAGCAGUGUAUCGACUUUUCGUCCAUUUUAAUUUCUCGAUUGGCUUAUCUUACUCGACCAAGGUACCAUUUUUCAUGUGGUAAUGGUGUAUAUUACGAGAGAUCACCAUACAGAAAUCAUCGUGUUUUACAAGAAAAAGCUUGUCAUACUACACGUUUUAUAGCCUUGGCAGAUGUGAAAAAUGAACGUAAUCAAAAGUAUUUAUAUGCCCUAAAAUUAAUCCCCAUUGAUAAAAUGGAUCAUCAAGAUUUAAUAAAUCAACCUCCAGAUGUAACAGAAAAUCCAUAUCGUGAAUUUGUUGACCAAAAACAUUCUGCAGACAGAGAAACGGAAGUACAAACUGACCAAUAUUUUUAUAACAUGGAUACAGAGAAAAAUUCAGAAACUCGUACAAAGAAAUCCAUUUAUCAAAAGCACAAAAUCAACACUGAUACAUUGGAAGAAGAUACAGAUAACAUCAAACGUCAACUUGUUGAUAAAAGCGUAAGUAGUGAAGAAAGUUUUCAAGAAAAAAUCAAUAAAAAUCGAAAUCAUGCAGCUUGUUGGUUUUGUUUAGGUAAUCCACAAGUGAAAAAGCAUUUAAUUGUUAGUAUUGGUAGUCAAGCUUAUGUUGCUUUACCACGUGGUCCUAUUGUAUCAGAUCAUGCAUUAAUUUUAACUAUUGGUCAUCAUCAAAAUUGGAUUGCUUGUCCAGAAUAUGUUCGUUCAGAAAUUGAAGAAUAUAAAUCUCGAUUAAAACGUAUGUAUGCUGCACAAGGCAAAGCAAUGGUAACAUUUGAACGUAAUUUAAAAACUCAACACUAUCAAUUACAAGUUGUUCCUGUACCAUUUUCAGUUGCAGCAGAGGUGAAGCAAGUAUUUCUCGAGUUAUCUGCCAAUACUGAUUAUAGUCCUUGUGAACUGAAACCAGUUCCUCGACGAACAGAAUUAGAUGAAAUUUGUAGAAUUGGAAUUCCAUAUUUUUUUGUUGAACUCCCUACUGGUGAGAAACUUUUCGGACGAAUUCCAAAAGAUCGUAUUUCCACAGCGAAUUUACAAUUUGGUCGUAUUGUUCUAACAGAUCCACGUAUUUUAAAUUGUCCAGAAAAAGCCGACUGGCAUGAUUGUACAGAUGAGGAGGAUGAAGAAAGUGUUUUAGCUCAACAAUUUCGUCAAAUGUUUUCACCUUAUGAUAAAGAUGAGGAUGAUAAUGAUAAUGAUAAUGAUGAUGAUACUACUGAAUAAACAAAACAACAGAAUCGUUAUGAGUAGUAUUAUUAUUUUUUUUUAAAAAAAAGUUUUGUUUUCACACAUAGCAUUUUAUUUUCUGAUUAUGUUUUUUGUUUGUUUAUAUUGAGAGUCAAUUAUUGGGUUUUCUUUUCUUUUGUUUUUGAAAUGAAAGAAAGAAGUUGUAUAGUUUUUGUACA
Molecule: messenger RNA, 1928 nt
Organism: Schistosoma turkestanicum
Lineage: Eukaryota; Metazoa; Platyhelminthes; Trematoda; Strigeidida; Schistosomatidae
Source: the annotation of a GenBank genome assembly